Molecule: messenger RNA, 2067 nt
Organism: Anthonomus grandis grandis
Lineage: Eukaryota; Metazoa; Arthropoda; Insecta; Coleoptera; Curculionidae
Exons: 7
Coding region: 478-2004 (508 amino acids)
Molecular function (GO): protein binding
Source: RefSeq, a predicted model, not a curated record
GUGCAUCAAGGCGGUCGGAUAAAAAGUUGUUGUCUUGUUUUUUUCUUUUCUAAACAAGAGAUGUGUCAUUUAAAGGGAGUGAGAAGGAGAAGGAUGCAAUUUUUUUGAGAAAACAAAUUUCCUGUACUGCCCUGUUGACUAUCAGUGAAAUGUUGCUAAAAAAGGAGCACCAGGAAAGAGAGAGAGAGUACAAAACAACUGAAAGGAGAAAUUUAUUAGCUGUCAUCCAAAAACAACUGUCAAAAAAAGCUUGAAGGAGGGAGAAGGGGACAGAAAGAAAAAAAAAUUUUUCCAAGAGGAUACUCGUGACAUUUUUUUUAAAUUAAUUGCACUACAGGUGACGACCCUGAUGGCGUUAUAAUAUUUGUGUGUGUGUGUAAGGAACAUUAUUCCUCGCACAUUUCGUUUGGUACUAUAAUGUGCGACGUUGUCACAUUGGGAGUUAAAUAGGUUUUAAUAUAACGGGAGGGAAGUGGCAUGUAUAGUGCCAAAAUAUUCUUCCCAAAUCCCCAUUUUUUGAAACGAAGAGAAGUGUAUUCGAUUGGUUUAUUGGUGAGCAGACAAGUGAUCGUUGGAGACAAUGUUGACUUUUGUGGACCUGAAACGCACCUGGUGCAACCCAGAGGCAACUUGGAAACGGUGGUGGACCCACAGGUCGAACCGACCAAUUGCACCUGGACCAUUUCCACCCCGAAACUGAGCGUGAUCCACGUUAAGUUGGAGUAUUUACAAUUGGGACCCUAUGACGAUCGAACCGAUAACGAGGAAAAUUGCCUUUUAAUAUCCAACGGGAACGAAUCGAUCGAGUACCUGCGCCUCUGCGCCGACGCGACCAAUUAUUACCCCGAAACGUUCUCGUUGCCGAGUAACGAGCUGCGCGUGACAUUGGAGACGAGCGCCGAGUCCCACUUAAGCCUCGUUUAUGCCAGUUACGUCGUGAAUUGCUCGUACGACGAGCUGAAAUGCUACGACGCGCGAUUUUUGUCGCGCAACGUCGCCCCGCAGGAGAUGUGCGCCGACGGAAUGCUGUUGUGCGACGAAUUGUGCAAAUUCGGCGGGGUCAGGUGCGGUGGAAACGUGAAUUUGUGCUACGACGUUCACGAGCAGAGGUGCGACGGAAAACCGGAUUGUCCAGGGGCAGAGGACGAAUCCGGAUGCACCGCGUACAUGUCGACCUGCCCCGACCAAAUCGGUUGCCCGGACGAACAAAAAUGUUUAACGAAAAACCAGAUUUGCGACGAAUUCGUCGAUUGCGAGUCGAAAUUCGACGAGUCAAACUGCGACGGAUUCGCCUGCCAAUCGGAUAACGGCACGCGACGUUGCCUCGCCCUACAAACCUCCGAGGAGGAGGAGGAGGAAACUGAACAGACGGAUCUCGUUUAUAUUCUGACUAUGGCCUUCUCUCUCAUGUUUUUGCUCUUCACCUACUUGAUUUGUCGUUGUUUGACUAAGAGGGACAGAGUGAGGAACAUGAUGGACUCUCCAUUGGAUGUACCGCUGCCUCCUUUCAGAGGUCCCGGUGAAAGUUCGAACCAACAAGAGGAGGAACUUUACGACGACGAAGACUUUCGACCCGGAGGCGAGAUCUACGAGAGUUUCUUCACGAAUUUGAAUCGGAUCAAAGACAGACGCAAGCGAGGCAAAGAGGAGCUGGAACUGAGAGAGAUGGAGAGGGUGACGUACGUGCAACCGCCCGAUGGAAAAAGCGUGUUGGACAAGUAUUUUAACGGGGUGAGGCCGAGUUUGAGUGAGGAGUUUGCCUCUUUGGCCACCAUUAAAAUUAGCAGGGACAUGUGCCACGGUUUGAGGAAGGCUAAGAGUGAGGAGAAACCGAUGACGAGGCUGUUGUUCAUUGACAAACAAGAUGACGGAUCGUCCGCCGAAGACAGCGAGGAAGAACACAGUGAAGGAAACUGUAAAAGGGAUGAACCGACUUACUCUAAAAGCGAUACGGAUUAUUAUAGGAGGAAAAUCGUCGCUGCCGGACCUAGUCAUAGGGUGUAAUUUUUGAUUUGAUGUUGCAGAUUUAUUGAAUAAAAAGUUCCGUGAGCAGUGCUCAGUCAAAAA